GACGUCAAAUAAUGAGUGUAAAAUGCGGAAGCGCUACGUGGAUAAUCAUUUAUAUCCACUUUAUAUGCCAUUCGCUUAUUAUUUAACAAGAUUCUCCGGCCCUUUUUUGGAAAAUCGAAACAAACCAGCCAAGGAAAUGCAACAGCUGCUUUUGUGUUUAAAAGGAAGCAUGUUUCACUAAGCUUGCAUCUGAAACACAAUUGAAACUCGCUGCCUGCUGCCAGAGAUCCAAAACCACAGCUACAAAGACAUCUAAAGUUAGGUCUGGCGUGAGGCUGGUGCUUGCUCCAACAAUCCCUGUCGAUCCUGUUAAAGUUUGAAAAAGACUACUGAUGUAGAAAGGACUUUCUUGGUGUUUAUUGUAUUCAUCUGAAUACCUGGAUAAUAACAGGAGUAGUUUUAUGUAAUGGGUGAAUGUAUGUUGGACAGCUAUGAUGAAGAUGAUUUUCAGAAUUCUGAGGGAUUUGACGCCGAUUGGUCCACCUUUAGCUCUGCUGACUGGGCAGAGCCUCGACAGGACGACAACAGGUCAGACUGGUCUGAAUUCCAGGACAAUACCAGGAAAGAGGAAGAAUUAUCUUCCAUACCUGUGGUAGAAACAGGAACUUCAGAGCUUCCCGAAAAAACGGAAAAUGAGAACCAGGCAGAUGUCCAGUUUGUUUUUCAUGACUGUUUUCAUGAUGGUGAGGCAGAAAAAGAAACUCUCAAGAUGGAAAUCCCUACACUGUUCCAGCUACUGCACAGCAAAACAGAUCUGCCCUCUCAGCCUGUAGGAAUAUCAAGUGAAGCUGCAAAUUUCUGGUGUCAUCUACAGUCAGAUGUUCUCAGACUGUCAGGCAUCAGACCCAAAUUACACUGCAGGGAAAAACUCCUGAAAACACUUCAGCUCAGACAACCUGACACAGACACAUCCUCACAGAGCUCAAUUCUUUCUGAUCUUAAACUAGAAGAGCUUGAGGACCUUCCUGUAGCACUUAUUCAAACCAAGCUGCUACCACCAUCAAACUGUCGGAAUGCACCAGGAUUCUUCUAUCAGAUCUCACAGCAGUGGCUCGGCCAGCACAGAUGGACCCCGAAAAACCCGCUACAAUAAUUCUCAGUCACAUUUACACAUCACACUAUUUCCAAAGACUAAAAAAAGAAUAGUUUACCCAAAUCUGUCACCGUUCACUCAUCAUGACAUUCAAAACUCUAUAUAUGUUGUUUUAUUCUGUGUAACAUUUUAAAGGAGCUCAUUUUAGUUUAUACUGACCAUACUUUAUACUGACGUAAAGCUUUAAAGAAUUAAACUACUAAAUGUUAUGAGGAACAAACCCACAUAAAAUAGCAAUCAAAUCAGAUAUGGUAGCUAAAACCAUGAUAUGCACGAAAAUCAUUUGGUUAAUCUCAAUGACGUUUCACUUGCGUCACUAUACCCUAUUUUUGGAUGAACUAUUUCUUUAAAAAAGUCAACAUUAAAUGUACACUGCCUAAAUGUGUACAAACAGUAUAAACAAACACAAGCAAGGUCUUCUGACAGAAACUCUGUCAUACACGACUCCAGGAAGAGCCUGUUACAAAGAGUGCGGCACAAAAGCACAAGGACGUACCUCUAUGCACAAUAGGUCAGGAAGAAAUUCCUUACAUGAAGAAAAACGCAUUGCACAAGCUAUUAUAAAUAGCCCAUGGACUAUAGAGUGUGCAGCUAACAACAAUAUUCUGUAUGCUCUCAUACAGAGGAAACGAACAGUGAUUUAUAUAUUUUGCUGCCUUAUAAGACUAUGAAUGCUAUUUUAUUACGUGUGCACUGCCAUUUGAAAUGUUUUACUUUUUGAUGUUUUAUAUGAGU
Molecule: messenger RNA, 1828 nt
Organism: Paramisgurnus dabryanus
Lineage: Eukaryota; Metazoa; Chordata; Actinopteri; Cypriniformes; Cobitidae
Source: RefSeq, a predicted model, not a curated record